Messenger RNA from Miscanthus lutarioriparius, 681 nucleotides. NCBI's taxonomy places the organism in Eukaryota, Viridiplantae, Streptophyta, Magnoliopsida, Poales, Poaceae. The record is from the annotation of a GenBank genome assembly.
AUGGUGAUUUCUUCGUUCCUCAAGGUUGAGGAUAGAGGCUCCAGCGCACGCGCCGCCCUUCUCCAGCGCCAGCGCCGCCUCUUCCCGUCACCGGCGGCACUUCUCCGCCUUCUCCACGGUCUCAAUCUAAUCGGCAGCAUUCUCGUCAUCGGUGGCCAAGGCGGGCCCGUGCUGAGUGCGCGGGCGGGAGCAGGUGAAGGUCUCCAAGCUCGAGAUCCCGAUGCAGAUCCGGGAGGGUCCGGCGUGGCGGCAGGCGCCGUCCGCCGCGGGGGCGCUGCGGUCGCCGAUGUCCGCCAUGAUGCUCACCAUGUUCGCUACCAUGGCCUCCUUCUACGUUGCCGGACGGGGCAAUCAGCAAUAUCUGUGGAUGAUACCUUGAAGGUUGUUGUAUGCAGGCAGCAAGGGAAGCGGUUGGCAUCGCUUGAGAUGGAGCUUGCUGCAGCAAAGCAUGAAGGUUUUGUUGGCAAAUACAAUCCUGAGACAAAUGGAACUCGCUCUGGGAAAAAGCCACUGAUUGUUAUUGGAAUAAUGACUAGCUUUGGGAGGAAAAACUACCGUGAUGCUGUCAGGAAAUCAUGGCUUCCGACAGAUACACUUCAUGCUUGCAUUUUUCUUACAUCUGUUUCUUUUGGUAUUCUGACAUACAGCAAUAUUAAUAAUUCCAUAAGAAAAGAAUAUUAA